AUGUCACCCCAUGAAGCCUUGUUUGGUAUUAAACCUCCAAUUCAUAUACCUUACAUCCCUGGUGACACUGCAAUUGCUGCAGUUGAAGACAUCCACGGAGACAGGGAACAUAUGAUUCAACAUCUUAAAAUGAAUCUGCAGGCAACCAGAAAUUGCAUGAAGCAAAUGGUUGACAAGCAUCGAUGUGACAGGGAAUUCAGUGUGGGAGAUAAGGUGUUGGUUAAACUACAUCCUUUUGCUCAACAUUCUUUGAAGAACCAUCGUAACAGGAAACUCUCACCCAAAUAUUUUGGACCUUUUGAGGUUCUACAAAGGAUUGGCAAAGUUGCUUACAAGCUUGCACUUUCUCGUGAAGCUCAAAUGCACCACACCUUCCACGUGUCCUUGUUGAAGCAAGCUCAUGGAUCCAACCUGCAAGUUAUUCCUCUACCUUAA
This is a messenger RNA of Erigeron canadensis, 435 nucleotides long. RefSeq lists its product as uncharacterized. The transcript has a single exon. The coding region runs from base 1 to 435 and encodes 144 amino acids. The record is from RefSeq and is a predicted model, not a curated record. NCBI's taxonomy places the organism in Eukaryota, Viridiplantae, Streptophyta, Magnoliopsida, Asterales, Asteraceae.